Ustilaginoidea virens is the source of this 657-nucleotide messenger RNA. RefSeq lists its product as uncharacterized. The transcript has a single exon. The coding region runs from base 1 to 657 and encodes 218 amino acids. Gene Ontology annotation, biological process: GPI anchor biosynthetic process. The record is from RefSeq and is a predicted model, not a curated record. Gene Ontology annotation, cellular component: glycosylphosphatidylinositol-N-acetylglucosaminyltransferase (GPI-GnT) complex. NCBI's taxonomy places the organism in Eukaryota, Fungi, Ascomycota, Sordariomycetes, Hypocreales, Clavicipitaceae.
AUGGCAAUGCUCACGACCGCUCCUCGCCUGCACGUCCGCCGGCCGUCCCCCACGACCACCGAGUUCACCGUGACGACGCUCCCGCCGCCGCGGCUCUCCCUCAGCCUGCUCCGCGCGCUGCUCGGCCUCGCCCGGCUCGUCCUCUCGCUGGUGACGCUGCUCCUCCUCUACGCGGCGUGGACGGCGAGCCCCCUCUCGGCGGGACGCUCCCUGGCCGCGCGGUCGGCCGCCGUCGACGCCUACGAGCGCUCCCCGGCCGGCGCGCUGGCCGCCGCCGCCGCCGCGUCCCUGCCACCCUGGCUGCUGGGCCCCGGCGCCGCCCUGGCCUUCUACCUGCUCGCCCGGCGGGUGCACCGGCACGAGAGCUUCCUCGUCCUGCGGGGGCUGGGCGUGCAGACGAGCGAGUCGCCCGCGUCGUAUCUCGCCGGCGCGGCCACGCGCUUCAUCCCCACCGAGAAGAUCCAGGACGUCUUCAUCACCGAGGCCUUCUGCGGCUUCCAGGUCCGGUACUACCUCGUCGUGGUGGUCGAGGGCGAGGAGGACUUGGUCGUCGUGUUUCCGGGCCUGCUGCCCAGGCGGAGCAUCGUGGAGGAGGUCUGGAGAGGCGUGAGGGAGUGCUUGUACGAGGCGCCCAGGAGGGAUGGCGAGCAGGCGUGA